CCCAUUUCCUUCUUCAGCGCGUCUGAUUCCGCACUUCAACUUGCCACGAGCGCGGGAGUGCAGUUCGUGCACGACAUCGCGGACUCGGACGGAGACGCCGUCAAGAACCAGAUCGCGGCGCUGCUGGCCGACCCGGAGAUCCCCAAGGCGCUGGCCUUCGUGCACGUCGACGCCAAGAGCUCUUCUGACCACUGGGUGCAUGGGCUGGUGGCAGAGCUGGCCACGCAGCAGCAAGGGGACGGCAGCAGCACAGUCUUCGUGUCGGUCGUGCAGACGGCCCGGCAGCGGGUCUUGGAGCCGGCGGAGCCACACCCUCUGCGCCCGCAGCAGAGCUACAGGAAGUGGGACCACAAGUACCCGCAGCUGGAGGACGAGGAGGCUCCAAGGCGCCUCGUGUUCGCCAGUUUGUACCAGGACCAGACGCGUCGCGACGGCGUGCAAUCGUUCACCGAAGAGGAGAUCGACAAGCUCGGGGCCUACGGAGCCAUGGAUGCGCGGGUUUUUAUGAAGGAGAUGGCGUUCCGCCUCGGAUGUGCCCCCAAGUACGGCGCUUGA
This is a messenger RNA of Phytophthora sojae, 555 nucleotides long. RefSeq lists its product as hypothetical. The annotation marks the transcript as partial. NCBI's taxonomy places the organism in Eukaryota, Oomycota, Peronosporomycetes, Peronosporales, Peronosporaceae. The transcript has a single exon. The record is from RefSeq and is a predicted model, not a curated record.